GUAAAGUUAACUAUGUGUUUUCUACAUUUCAAUGGGAACUAAUUUCCUUCACUACCGCUGCUCAGCACGGUACUCUAAAUACAGAACACGAUGUAUACUAUUACUCACGCAAGAGGAGGGGGCAGUUUAUAUGGAAUCUCCAAUUUAAUGGUCAUUGUAAUGUGUUUUUUUAUUGUGUUCCACGUAGCCAUAAUAAACAGAGUAAUAUAACACUGUUUAAACUGCACGUUUAUUUGUGGUGGACAUUUUGCUUUAUAAUUAAGUAGCUUAAAUUCGUGUUUACCUUUGGUCUGAUAUUGGUAUGUUCCAUGUCUCUUCCUUCCUGUUUGUGGUCAACAGCACUGGCAUGCUUUCCUGUGUUGUGGCUGGAUAUAGUUGAAGCGAGUUGCACUUUCUUUGUUAAAGUUUCUGGGGUUAUGGGACCGGUGUUGAAUUUUAAAAUAAAGUAAACAAAUAUGGGAAAGAAGAAAAGCGGCGCCGGUGGAAGUACGGGCUUAGGCAGGGCCUUGAUCAAAGAGAGACAGCUUGCAGGUCGGAGCCACAAGAAAACGGGGUCCUGGCUCCACACGUGUGAGCUGAACGACGGGUAUGACUGGGGUCGGCUUAACCUGCAGUCUGUAACGGAACAGAAUUCUCUGGAUGAAUUCCUGGCCACAGCUGAACUUGCAGGAACCGAGUUUGUUGCUGAGAAGCUCAAUAUCAAGUUUGUUCCUGCGGAGGCCAGAAGCGGCCUGCUGACAGCAGAGGAGAGCCAAAGAAUCAAAGAGCUUCACGAGGAGAACAAGCAUUUCCUCAGAAUACCCCGCAGACCGUAUUGGGAUGAGAACACAAGCGCUGAGGUGCUCCAGCACGCAGAGAGAGACAGCUUUCUGUUGUGGAGGCGACAGCUUGUACUACUGGAGGAGCAGCAGACACUGAUUCUAACCCCUUUUGAAAGGAAUCUGGAUUUCUGGAGGCAGCUCUGGAGAGUAAUUGAGAGAAGCGACGUAGUAGUUCAAAUUCUCGAUGCCCGAAACCCCCUGCUGUUCAGAAGUCUUGAUUUGGAAUGUUACGUCAAAGAGGUGUCUGAAGAGAAGGAGAACAUGCUGCUGCUUAACAAAGCGGACCUGCUGACCCGGGAGCAGCGGCGGGUGUGGGCGAGGCACUUCGAGAAGGAGGGAGUCCGCGCCGUCUUCUGGUCAGCGCUGGCUGAGGGCAUAAGGCUGGAUGCUGAAGAAAAGGGAGAGGAGCUUGAAGGGAUCACGGAAGAACAGAGUGAUCGUGAAGGGGAAGAAGACGAAGAUGGGGAUUUUGAAAAUCAAAGCAAGAGGAGCCGAGCGCGACUCAAGAAGGCUGAGCAGUCAGGGAGUGUGGCGGCAGGUCUGGAGGGUAGCCCAGCAGCCCCUGAGGAGGACGAGGACAGUGAAGCCUUUGAGGACUGUGUGGAGGAAGGGGACUGGCAAACCUGUUCUGAAGACCAGGACUCUGAGGACUCUGAGAGCACAGAGAACAUGGAGGAGGCCUCCAGCACUGCCAGGCCCUAUAAGAAAGCACUGCGAAACUCCAGCCGCCUGCUACAGAAAGAAGAGUUACUGGAGAUCUUUAAAGCAGUACACACAGGGACCAGGGUCAAAGAGGGCCAGAUUACUGUGGGCUUGGUGGGGUAUCCUAAUGUAGGGAAGAGUUCCACAAUCAACACUAUUCUAAGGAACAAGAAGGUUUCAGUGUCUGCAACUCCAGGGCACACAAAGCACUUUCAGACCCUGUACGUGGAGCCUGGUCUGUGUCUGUGCGACUGCCCUGGCCUGGUGAUGCCCUCCUUUGUAUCCACGAAAGCCGAGAUGACCUGCUGCGGAAUCCUGCCUAUAGACCAGAUGAGGGACCACGUGCCUCCCAUUUCUUUGGUGUGCCAGCAUAUUCCACGACACGUGCUAGAGGCCACUUACGGGAUUAACAUCAUCAGGCCACGAGAAGAUGAGGAUCCAGACCGCACGCCCACCGCCGAGGAGUUUCUCACAGCGUAUGGGUAUAUGAGGGGGUUCAUGACUGCUCAUGGGCAGCCUGACCAGCCCAGAUCGGCCCGCUACAUCCUGAAGGAUUAUGUUAACGGGAAGCUUUUAUACUGUCAUCCUCCACCCCACAUAAAAGCCAGUGAUUUUCAGCCCCAGCACGACAAGAAAAUAAACGAUGAAGAGGAGCAAGGUGCCACGAGGACUGGCAAGCCCCUGAAAGUGAAGAGAAUCGAGAACACUGUGGAUAAGAAUUUCUUCCACCAGGAGAAUGUCCGUGCGCUGACCAAGGGCGUUCAGUCAGUCAUGGGCUACAAACCGGGAAAUAUGCCAGCGGCACCUGGAGCCAGCGUGGAAAGCAUGGCAGGAAAGCCUUGGAAAAAACACGGCAACAGGAACAAAAAAGAGAAAGUGCGCAGGCUCAACAAACACCUGGAUGCCUGACCUUUCACAGCACCUGCGAUGAGACUGCAUCAGAAAGACAGCACGGGGAAGCGGUGCUCCAGUCUACUAAUGACAGUGUUCAUGACCUGCGCAAUAACAUGCGUUAUUGAAGCAAAUUAUUCAGCCUGCAGCUGGUUAUUUUAAAACUUGCUACUUUCAAUUUGAAGUUAAAAAAACAAACACACAUGAAUCUAUUUUCUAUUUUUAAAUCGUGGUGUUUUUACAGUGUGAUGAAUUUAUUCUAGUGUUUGAACUUGCUGGUUCCUAUACAAUAACAUUUGUGUGUCCUGUUGACAUUACAGGUUAACUGUUAAAUAUGUGUAGGUCUUAACAGAUUUAAAGAAAACAAAAAAAACAGUGAACAUUCUGUAUUAAGACAGGAAAUAAACCAAAACUAUUGAAAUUGAACUUAACCAUCAAAAGAA
Molecule: messenger RNA, 2857 nt
Organism: Acipenser ruthenus (sterlet)
Lineage: Eukaryota; Metazoa; Chordata; Actinopteri; Acipenseriformes; Acipenseridae
Product: large subunit GTPase 1 homolog
Exons: 14
Coding region: 456-2432 (658 amino acids)
Biological process (GO): ribosomal subunit export from nucleus
Cellular component (GO): cytosol
Molecular function (GO): GTPase activity; GTP binding
Source: RefSeq, a predicted model, not a curated record